CUUUUCCGUGCAGUGCGAAAGAUAUGAAACAUCGGUUAGGCUUCCUGCUGCAGAAGUCUGAUUCCUGCGAACAUAAUUCUUCCCACAGCAAGAAGGACAAAGUGGUUAUUUGCCAGAGAGUGAGCCAAGAGGAAGUCAAGAAAUGGGCUGAAUCACUGGAAAACCUGAUUACCCAUGAAUGUGGGCUGGCAGCUUUCAAAGCUUUCCUGAAGUCUGAAUACAGUGAGGAGAACAUUGACUUCUGGAUCAGCUGUGAAGAGUACAAGAAAAUCAAAUCACCAUCUAAACUAAGUCCCAAGGCCAAAAAGAUAUAUAAUGAAUUCAUCUCAGUCCAGGCAACCAAAGAGGUGAACCUGGACUCCUGUACCAGGGAGGAGACAAGCAGGAACAUGCUGGAGCCCACAAUAACCUGCUUCGAUGAAGCACAGAAGAAGAUUUUCAACCUAAUGGAGAAGGAUUCAUACCGCCGCUUCCUCAAGUCACGAUUCUAUCUUGACCUGGCCAACCCUUCCAGCUGUGGGUCAGAGAAGCAGAAAGGAGCCAAGAGUUCUGCAGACUGUGCUUCCCUGGUCCCACAGUGUGCAUAAUUCUCACUGGGAGGCAGGGGGCUAAAAUGCCAAGACUCUAUGCUCUGGGAAACCUGAGGCCAAAUAUUGAUCUGUAUUAAGCUCCAGUGCUUUAUCCACAUUGUAGCCUAAUAUUCAUGCUGCCUGCCAUGUGUGAGUCACUGCCAUGUAUAAACUAGAUGUAGUUUU
This is a messenger RNA of Propithecus coquereli (Coquerel's sifaka), 755 nucleotides long. RefSeq names its product regulator of G-protein signaling 4 (gene RGS4). Lineage: Eukaryota; Metazoa; Chordata; Mammalia; Primates; Indriidae. The record is from RefSeq and is a predicted model, not a curated record. Bases 24 to 587 code for a protein of 187 amino acids. The transcript has 4 exons.